Molecule: messenger RNA, 2028 nt
Organism: Cornus florida
Lineage: Eukaryota; Viridiplantae; Streptophyta; Magnoliopsida; Cornales; Cornaceae
Exons: 3
Coding region: 689-1819 (376 amino acids)
Source: RefSeq, a predicted model, not a curated record
UUUAGACCGCAGUUUUCAAACUUUUUGGCAGUCAGGUUGUCUCAUGUAUGAAUCAUAUAACAAUUAUAGAUGACACAUAUUUUGUGAAUCCCACAGCCUUGAUUGACUUGUCCUGCUUAUGAAGACCCCAAACUCUUAAGCUCCAUUCUCAAAUCCGCCUCCAAUAACCUCCUACUCUUUUAAAUCCUCCAUUAGCUACCAACACAAACUGUUGCAUCAAAGCAAAACAGGGCAUACAAGUUAGCUAAGACCCAAAAGUUGAAGAAACACCAAUUUUUUUUAGCAGCCACUGUGAAUCAACUCAGGAUUCAUCAACUUUGUUCAUCCGAUUCUCCAUCAUCCCGGAAUACUUUCUCCGGUCACCUCCGAUCCUUAAUUUUAUUGAAGUGCUUAAAUGACAAUGAGUUUUCUGGAACCUACCCAUCAACUGGCCAAUGGAGAGUCAUUAUUUUUCUUGAAAACUCUCCAUGAGGGGUGCCUGAGGGAAACGCGGACACAGGUGGCGGAUGGCUGUCGUCAGCUCGUGCCAUAAGGUGCUGCGUUAAGUCCCACAACGAGUCAACCCUUAGUGUUUCUCUUUUAUCAAAGCAAAUGGAGAGUUUUCAUGACUAUCCAUUGGCCAGGGGUGCCACGUAUAAGUAAUAAGUACCCCGAGCACAAGGUCAGGGUUCAAUCUUUGUCUGAUUAAAUGGGAUGCAUAUCUUCGAAAGUUUUGACUAGAUCACUAAGCAUUCAAGAAGAGCUGAACCACAGCUUGCAGAGGAGAACCAAUGGAGUCCCUGUGCUGGAAGAAUUAUUUACCUCCACUAAUGGCAAUGAUCACCAUCAGUUCCUUACCCUUGUUUGCACUGCCGACAAAGCAGCCAACGAACUCCGAACUGGGAGUUUCACUUUGCUGUCAAAAACCGGUCCCAAACCACCUCCUGAGCCUACAAAUACCGAGGCUGCUGCUGCCACCAAUUGGGAGUUGAUGGCAGGCCUCAAAGAACAAGGAGAGGAGAAACAAGCGGUGCAGCCUGCAGAGUCACUGCUGCUAUCACCCCCGAAAGAAGUAGAAACAAGUGAUAUCAAGACAUCUAAACGAUCUAAAAGCUUUCACCGGAUUGAUGGGCUUAAAGAAGGUGAGUAUGAUUGGGAGAACAAGGGCAUGCCACGCUCGAGAAGCUUUCACACAAUAGAGGAAUUUGAUGCAAUGCUAGAAAAAAUUCAAAAAGGUUUGUCGUCCAGGGCACACGAAUUAGGGUUGGAGGAUUACUGUGAGUCAGUAACCAAAUUGCAAUUUCAAGAUGCUAAUGCUUCAUUUGAAAACUCUCGUCAAACUGAUCAAUCAGUUUUAAGGGAUGAAGAUUCAACCAGACAGAGGACAGUGACUGAAGUGUAUCGCGUUUCCUUUACUUCGGAACCUGAGAGUAAAGAAUCGCAUCCAAGUCUUAAUAGCGGCAGCUUAGCUGAGGAAAUGGAUAGUGUUGAAGAUGCUGCUGAAGAAGGAAACGUAUCCGAGAAAGGCAUAAAAAGAAAGAGUGUCGCCAAGGGGCUAAGAUCACUCGAAAUCCCAUCCACCAUUGAGCUCCCCACCAUUGGAAGCCUUAGGGAAUGGCUUCAUGAUGGGGGCCAAGCUUUCACUCCUAAAUUUGGGAGCUACAAUUUAGAAACUUGUGUGUCAGAAAAGGAUGGUGACGACGUGGACAGCAUUUUCAGUCCAGAGAUGGUGGCAGCUUUUGAAGAGUGUAUGCAACAACUGGAAGUAGAAGAAGAAAGCAUUAUCAAACAAAUUGAAGGGAGUCUGAAGGUAGAUGACUCCAAAAGAGAGGGAAGCUGAAGAGGGAAUUCCUUCCUGACAUUUACAAUCCAAAAAUGUGGAAGAACUUAGCCCUCAAUUCAAAUUCCCAAUGUGGAGAGAGAGAGAGAGAGAGGAAUCUGCAUUCUGUAACAUAUUGCAAGAAUUCCUGUACAAUGUGACUUGCAAGAAAAUUAAAGCACUAGGCUUGUAUCAGCAUGUUCUUCUAGAUUAAGCCAAGGAUACAGAUA